Euleptes europaea (tarantolino) is the source of this 753-nucleotide messenger RNA. It is a transcript of the gene EIF4E3, whose product is annotated as eukaryotic translation initiation factor 4E family member 3. The transcript has 7 exons. Gene Ontology annotation, biological process: translational initiation. NCBI's taxonomy places the organism in Eukaryota, Metazoa, Chordata, Lepidosauria, Squamata, Sphaerodactylidae. Gene Ontology annotation, molecular function: RNA 7-methylguanosine cap binding; translation initiation factor activity. The record is from RefSeq and is a predicted model, not a curated record. The coding region runs from base 1 to 684 and encodes 227 amino acids. Gene Ontology annotation, cellular component: eukaryotic translation initiation factor 4F complex.
AUGGCGCUGAGCCCCCCCGAGAGGCAGCCCGGCCCGCCCGAGCCCCCGCACCCCCAGCAGCAGCAGCAGCAGCAGGAGGAAGAGGGCGGCGGCGAGGCCGAGCUCGACCCCCAGCGGCUGAGCGGCCUGGAGGCCGAGCCGGGAGGGAUCCCGCUGCACUCGCCCUGGACCUUCUGGCUCGACAAGUCCCUUCCUGGUACCACAGCAGCUGAAUGUGCAUCAAAUUUAAAGAAGAUCUAUACAGUACAAACUGUACAGAUUUUCUGGAGCGUUUAUAAUAAUAUUCCUACCGUGACAAAACUGCCUCUGAGAUGUAGUUAUCACUUAAUGCGUGGAGAAAGACGGCCGUUGUGGGAAGAGGAAAGCAAUGCCAAAGGAGGCGUGUGGAAAAUGAAGGUCCCCAAAGACAGUACGUCUGCAGUUUGGAAAGAGUUAUUGUUAGCAACUAUUGGGGAACAGUUUGCAGACCGCUGUGCAGGAGGUGAUGAAGUAAUAGGGGUCAGUGUCAGCGUUCGUGACCGGGAAGAUGUCGUUCAAGUGUGGAAUGUAAAUGCGUCAUUAGCAAGCGAAGCAAAAGUUUUAGAAAAGAUCUAUGAACUUCUGCCACACACAUCUUUUAAGGCUGUUUUUUAUAAACCUCACAAAGAGCAUCACGCUUUUGAAGGUGGACGUGGAAGACAUUAACAGUACUGAACUCAUGUUGAAAUAAUUAUUUUUUUUGGAGAUCAUCACAGCAAGAAGAUGGACAGUACA